Molecule: messenger RNA, 459 nt
Organism: Octopus sinensis (East Asian common octopus)
Lineage: Eukaryota; Metazoa; Mollusca; Cephalopoda; Octopoda; Octopodidae
Product: NEDD8-conjugating enzyme Ubc12-like
Exons: 3
Coding region: 92-439 (115 amino acids)
Biological process (GO): protein neddylation
Cellular component (GO): nucleus
Molecular function (GO): NEDD8 transferase activity
Source: RefSeq, a predicted model, not a curated record
AAACAUCCGGUUGCCAGCUCUACUCUGCCUAUAGUAUGUCCAUCUCUGAUGAGAGAAGCAAAACACUUUUGACAGACUUCUUUAGACAAAUAUGAUCAGAUUAUUCUCCCUGAAACAGAAGAAGGAUGGAACCGACCCUGCCGACCGCGGGGGCAGCCAGAAGAAGGCAUCUGCCGCGCAGCUGAGGAUACAGAAAGAUAUGAAUGAAUUAAAUUUACCCAAAACUUGCCAAGUUAACUUUCCCGACCCUGAUGACCUUUUAAAUUUCAAAUUAGUGAUUUGUCCAGAUGAGGGUUUCUACCGAGGUGGAAGGUUCAUGUUUAGUUUCAAAGUUGGCCCUGGCUACCCACAUGACGCACCCAAGGUGAAAUGCGAAACAAUGGUUUACCACCCAAAUAUUGACCUGGAAGGGAAUGUUUGCUUAAAUAUAUUAAGGUAAGUGCCAUCUCUCUCACUCAC